AGGAAGGGAAAUGCAGCCCUGGUAGAGACCUUUGUGUGACAGGGCAUGUUUCGGUCCCCAAGAGCUCCUGGGGAGGAAGGUUUGCUCUGUGGGGAGGCUGCACCCUCCUUCUUCCCCCUCGUGUUUGGGGGUGGAUUCACGUUCCCCCUCUGAAACAUCCUGAGCUGGCAAAAUACAUCCGCUGGCCUCAUCGGCGAGGCCUCUUUGAAAACACCUGGGUUGCGAUGCUGCGUUCGAUGGAGCCAGGCCUCGCCGGAGAGCAGCGCUGAGGAUCUGUCUGUGCGUGCUGCUGGUCUGCUCGCCUCGGGGGACACCACUGAGGUCCUAACGCUGCCCAGGCGUCCAAAAUGGUCAUGCAAAGACACCACCUCACCUGCGCAGGAAUAGCAUUCGCUCUCUACCUUCAUCACCUCGUCAGCACCAUCGAAGUCCCUCUGGAUUCAAGUAUUCAGAGUGAAUUGCCUCAGCCCCCCACAAUCACCAAGCAGUCCGUGAAGGACUAUAUCGUUGACCCAAGGGAUAACAUCUUCAUCGAAUGUGAAGCCAAAGGGAACCCCGUUCCCACUUUUUCCUGGACACGGAACGGGAAGUUCUUCAACGUGGCGAAGGACCCCAAGGUGUCCAUGCGGUGGCGGUCGGGGACGCUGGUCAUCGAUUUCCACAGUGGGGGACGGCCGGAGGACUACGAGGGCGAGUACCAGUGCUUCGCCCGGAAUGACUAUGGCACUGCUCUCUCCAGCAAAAUCCACCUUCAGGUUUCCAAGUCUCCCCUGUGGCCCAAGGAGAAGGUGGAUGUGAUAGAGGUGGACGAAGGCGCUCCACUCAGCCUGCAGUGCAACCCGCCGCCUGGCCUGCCCUCUCCCGUCAUCUUCUGGAUGAGCAGCUCCAUGGAGCCCAUCCACCAGGACAAGCGCGUCUCCCAGGGCCAGAACGGCGACCUGUACUUCUCCAACGUCAUGCUGCAGGAUGCCCAGACCGACUACAGCUGCAACGCGCGCUUCCACUUCACCCACACCAUUCAGCAGAAAACCCCCUACACCCUCAAGGUGAAAACCAAGAAACCCCAUAACGAAACGUCUUUACGAAAUCACACUGACAUGUACAGUGCCCGAGGGAUUACGGAAACAACUCCCAGCUUCAUGUAUCCGUACGGGACCUCAAGCAGUCAGAUGGUGCUCAGAGGGGUGGACCUCUUGCUGGAGUGCAUUGCUUCAGGAGUACCAGCACCAGACAUCAUGUGGUACAAGAAAGGAGGAGAGCUCCCAGCAGGCAAAACCAAGCUGGAAAACUUUAACAAGGCUCUUCGUAUCUCCAACGUCUCCGAGGAAGACUCCGGGGAGUAUUUCUGCUUGGCAUCGAACAAGAUGGGCAGCAUCCGCCACACGAUCUCGGUGAGAGUGAAGGCUGCUCCAUACUGGUUGGAUGAACCCCAAAACCUCAUUCUGGCCCCUGGCGAGGAUGGCCGGCUGGUGUGUCGCGCCAACGGGAACCCCAAGCCUGCGAUACAGUGGCUGGUGAAUGGCGAACCUAUAGAAGCUUCUCCCCCCAACCCGAGCCGAGAGGUAGCUGGAGACACCAUUGUAUUUCGAGAUACCCAGAUCGGCAGCAGUGCCGUGUAUCAAUGCAACGCGUCCAAUGAGCACGGCUACCUUCUUGCUAAUGCCUUUGUCAGUGUCCUGGACGUGCCUCCACGGAUACUGGGCCCCCGCAAUCAGCUCAUCAAGGUGAUUCAAAACAACAGGACCCGACUUGACUGCCCCUUCUUUGGCUCGCCAAUCCCCACCCUGAGAUGGUUUAAGAACGGCCAGGGGAACACACUGGAUGGAGGAAACUACAAGGCGCAUGAGAAUGGGAGCUUGGAGAUGAACAUGGCUCGGAAGGAGGACCAGGGUAUCUACACUUGCGUCGCUACCAACAUCCUGGGUAAAGCGGAGGCCCAGGUUCGCCUGGAGGUCAAAGACCCAACGAGGAUUGUGAGAGGACCAGAAGAUCAAGUGGUGAAGAGGGGCUCCACGCCUCGCCUCCACUGCCGUAUAAAGCAUGACCCUACGCUGAAACUUACAGUCACGUGGCUCAAAGAUGACGCACCCCUGUACAUUGGAAACAGGAUGAAGAAAGAAGAUGAUGGUCUGACAAUACAUGGCGUGGCUGAAAAGGACCAAGGGGAUUACACCUGCAUAGCUAGCACUGAGCUGGACAAGGACUCAGCUAAAGCGUACCUCACUGUACUAGCCAUCCCUGCUAACCGUUUGAGAGAGUUACCGAAAGAACGACCCGACCGGCCCCGUGACUUGGAGCUGACAGACCUGGCCGAGAGGAGCGUGCGGCUGACGUGGAUUCCCGGCGAUGACAAUAACAGUCCCAUCACAGACUACAUCGUCCAGUUUGAGGAGGACCGGUUCCAACCUGGCACGUGGCAUAACCACUCCAGAUACCCCGGGAGCGUCAACUCGGCCGUGCUGAGCCUCUCUCCUUACGUCAACUACCAGUUUCGGGUGAUUGCGGUGAACGACGUGGGCAGCAGCCUGCCCAGCGUGCCCUCCGAACGAUACCAGACCAACGGGGCACGUCCUGAAAUCAACCCAACAGGAGUUCAAGGUGCAGGGACUCAAAAAAACAACAUGGAGAUAACCUGGACGCCUCUGAAUGCAACUCAAGCUUAUGGGCCCAACCUCAGGUACAUCGUGAGAUGGAGGCGAAGGGACCCCCGCGGGAGCUGGUACAAUGAGACAGUGAAGACACCAAGGCAUGUCGUCUGGAACACACCCAUCUACGUACCCUACGAGAUCAAAGUGCAGGCAGAGAACGACUUUGGCAGAGCACCAGAGCCCGACACUGUCAUCGGCUAUUCAGGGGAAGAUUAUCCCAAGGCUGCGCCUACAGAUGUUAGGAUAAGAGUUUUAAACAGCACUGCCGUUGCUCUGACCUGGACCCGAGUGCACCUGGACACCAUCCAGGGACAGCUCAAGGAGUACAGAGCCUAUUUCUGGAGAGACAGUAGUUUGCUGAAGAACCUGUGGGUCUCCAAAAAACGGCAGUAUGUGAGUUUUCCUGGAGACCGAAACCGGGGCAUAGUGUCCCGGCUGUUUCCUUACAGCAACUACAAGCUUGAGAUGGUUGUAACCAACGGGAGAGGAGAUGGGCCACGCAGUGAAGUUAAGGAGUUCCCCACACCAGAAGGAGUGCCCAGCUCCCCCAGGUACUUAAGAAUCCGACAGCCAAAUCUGGAAAGCAUCAAUCUGGAAUGGGAUCACCCAGAGCAUCCCAAUGGAAUCCUCACAGGAUACAACCUUAGAUAUCAAGCCUUUAAUGGAUCCAAAACGGGCCGAACCCUGGUAGAGAACUUCUCUCCCAAUCAGACAAGGUUCACCCUGCAGAGGACAGACCCCAUCUCGCGCUAUCGCUUCUUCCUGCGAGCACGGACCCAGGUGGGAGAAGGAGAAACCAUAGUGGAGGAAUCGCCUGCCUUGCUGAACGAAGCCACGCCAACCCCAGGUACCGUACCAGCUGGAGGAGCUGCAACCGGGUUGCCUCCAACUACAAUCGGUCUAACCAGUACUACAACAACCCCAACUACCACCACCACCGACACAACUACCACAACUACCGACACAACUACUACCACCACCACCACAACUACCACCACUACUACAGCCGCCACCACUCUACCCGCCACCACCGCCGCAACCACUACAACAGCUACAGAGAGGGCUCCGGCAGCCACCACAAAGCAGGAGUUGGCCACCAAUGGAUCGUCCAUAUGGGACAUAAGAGCUAUGGCUAAUAGUAACUGGGCAAACAUCACCUGGAGCCACAAUUACUCUGCAGGAACUGACUUUGUGGUUAAGUAUAUCACCAGUAACAAGACAGAGAAAUCUAUCCCUGUUAAAGCUCAGACCCCUUCCUCUGUGCAGCUGGCGAAUCUGACGCCGGGAAUGAUGUACAAGCUGUGGGUGUUCCCCAUAUGGUCUAGCCCCAGCGAACACUCGUACAUAACCUUUACCACCAGCUCAGCUUAUACCAAGAACCACGUGGACAUCGCAACGCAGGGCUGGUUCAUCGGGCUGAUGUGUGCCAUAGCUCUCCUGGUCCUUAUUCUGUUGAUUGUCUGCUUCAUUAAGAGGAGCAGAGGUGGGAAAUACCCAGUACGAGACAAUAAAGAUGAGCAUCUAAAUCCCGAAGACAAGAACGUAGAAGACGGGUCGUUCGACUACAGGUCUCUUGAAAGCGAUGAAGACAACAAACCCCUGCCAAACAGCCAGACCUCCUUGGACGGCACGAUAAAGCAGCAGGAGAGUGACGAUAGCUUGGUGGACUAUGGAGAGGGGGGCGAAGGGCAGUUUAACGAGGACGGCUCCUUUAUCGGCCAGUACACGGUGAAGAAGGACAAAGAAGAGACUGAAGGCAACGAGAGCUCAGAAGCCACCUCCCCAGUCAAUGCUAUCUACUCAUUGGCAUAGCGCAAUGCACUGAAACCACAAACAGCCCGAGGUGUUUGUAGUGGAUGGGGGUUAAACAACAGCCGCCGCCGCCACUACCUCCAACAGAAACGUGUGAAUGAAACCAACCAACGAUGACAAAAAAAAAAAAAAAAAAAAAAAAGAAAAAGAAAAAAAUCCAAGCAAACAGGCAGACCAGGUGGCUGCCGAUGCCAUCUUAUCCUUAGCAAACAAGCAAACGGCAAGGACUCCCGGGGCAGGGUGGGGGGCAGAUGGGUUGUAGCUGUAGCUGAAAUCUGGGCUGAGCCAGAGGGGCUGGAGGAGGAGCGGGAUGCUCGAGCUGCACCCCAGCUUCAGGACUGGCCCCAGCACCCAGAGCCAGCCCGGCAGGGGCUACGCGAUGGGCUCGGCCACCCAGGCUCCCCGAGGCCCUUUUUGUUCUUUUGGGAGGGAGUUAAAAAUUCUUCUUUUUAAUCUUUACAGGAAGGUUCCAGAUAAGAGGGGGAGGGGGGGAAAAGAGAAAAAAAAAAAAAGUUUGGGGAGGGAAGAGAGGUGAGCGGGGCCUGGGCAGAGCAGCAAAAGCAGCAUAAAUGCAUGAAAGAAGGAAAGUGAUGGGUCUUUGGGUAACGACACCACAGCACUGUAUUACUACGAUGUCCAUCCUCACGGCAGCACCUUGCCCAUAGCCUCUCCCAAACUAGUCGGCACCGCAACCUCCUUUCCGAAAGAUCAAGCAGCACCUACACAGGGAAGAACAGGUCCCCGCCACUUCCCUUGGCACCGUAACCCGCAUCGGUAGCUGAGGCUACAUGGUCCGUCCCCCCUGCAACGCCCAUGGGGAGGUCACCCGCCACCCCCACGGGACUCCAGAGCAUCCUCAGAGGACAAGAGGUUGCAGAAAAGCUUGUGGGAUUUGUGGAAGGACAGUCAGGUGCCGCUCACCCGCCGAGCCCAGGAUAACAGCAUUGCUUGCCUGGGUAAUCGCAGGCAAAUCAUUGUGGUUCAGUCUUUGCUUUGUAAGAAUUUGGUGGGAAACUGCCCCCAGACCAUGCCUGCUUUCUUUUAAAGGCAACUCCAUAUAUCUUAUGUAGCAAAGAGGCAGUGGAAGCAGGACCAGUAUUAACAUCGGAUGAGGGGACCAGAAAUCACUUAAAAAAAAAAAAAAAAAAAAAAUCAAAGCCACCUGGUCAGGAUGAGAAGCACCCACCAGGAUGGGGUGGAGGAUCCCCUGCUAUCGCCCCGCACCACAGCUCCCAAUCAGCAGCUUGAACAGUUCAGGGAUGUGCAUCCCUCGGGAGACAGGGAGGAAGGCACGUGGUGGGAGCGCAGGACCUGAGGUCCACAUCUUCCCCAGGCACCAGGGAUGAGCCAGAUCGACAGUGUUUUCCACUAAACUCCCCUCCUCAUUUCUGACAGUGGCCUUUUCCCCCUCCAUCAAUCAGCCUGAGUGAGACCCUUCCACGAGCAAGCGCCUGCACCGUGGGACUCCCCUCCGCUGUCUUAUUUACAUAUCAAGACAACACGCGAUUUAAGUUAACCCGUUAACACACUGUAACAAAGCGUCUUGGAUAGGAGUGCUCCUUCACAUGCCUUACACAGCUUCAAACUUCCCAUGAAGUUUAAUAAACUGAUACUAUUCCCCCACCGCUUACAUGCCCCCAACGCGAUGGUCUUCGAUCCGCCAGAGCAGUAGGAGUAGGAUGCCUGGGCAGCUCUCCCAGCUGAGACAGCAUGGAUCAUUGUAGAAGGUAGAGUUUUAUAAUAGACCGUACUUAGUGGCCAACGCCAUGUGUAUUCUCCCACUUCCUGCACUUUCGAAACCAAAGGUACCUUCGCUGAGAGAGAUCGGAUUUCUUCAGACCGUUUCACAGACGGCGAACGACGUUAGGAUGGAUUUUUCUUUCAUUUCUUUUUCUAAGGAGGAUGUUUUUGUUCAGCAUAAUGGAUUAAAUGCAAUAGGAUUAAUGCAAUUAUUCUUUUAGCUUUCAAGCUGGUUUGCUAUGAAGAGAUAUUGCUAACAAGAAUACUUCUACUAAUAUGGAUUGUCGAGAUGGACUUUGCCACAUUCUUUAAGCUGCUAAUGGCACAACUAUCCUGCACCUCGGGGAAGAGCCUGGACCCGGUCAGCACCCGUGCAGCACCUACUGCUGAAUCACACAGAGAAAACAGGAGAAAGCUGGAUGGAAACCAAACAGCAAAGGAGUUACAUGCACCAUAUAAGCCAAGGAGGGUUUAGGAUGGUGUUAACAGGCAGGGCCCCCUCCUAGAGCUGGGGGAGCUCCUGCUACCCCAGGGCAGCGCUGGGAUGUCCCCUUUCCACCGCACAGGAACGCAUCUGCCAGGGUCCUCCGUCUGUGUCAUCUUACAGAGUAGGAGCCAUACGUCUUGCUCUGUUACCGUCAGUGUAAAUGCAUUCAUGCAACAAGCCUAUUUCUACGGCUGACACUCGCCACUGAUCCGGUUUAAGGAGAGCAUCUCCCAGCCCCUUCCCGGGACACACAUUCCGUUUUUAAGCAAACACACGAAGCCAAGUGUAACGCAGCCCUUGGUCACGGGGAUAAUCGCUUCCCAAGCCUACGGCUGUCCUUACAACGUUGAGUUUGCAUAACUUCUUGCCUAAGCACUGGUGGAAAUGAGGAGAGAAAGAAACUACAGCCUCCGCUGCAGAAAAGCCUCUGCCACCAGAGCUGGGCAUCUUCAUUCACACCCAGCACAUCAGAUCCUCGCUGCUUUGUGGGCCAACAGCUAACAGGGACCACAAGACCCUUGGCUAACAUGCAACACGUCCAAACCACACGAAAGUUGGUCAGGCAUUACUGGAAGCAGGGCAGUCUGUGUCAUUUAUCUGUAUUACGUGCCAUUUAUAUUAAAGCCUGCAUUUUUGUCCUGUCAUUAACCACCAUUUUACAGAGCAAACCUCUUGGCAUCUAUUUGGAAACGAGAAGUGUUUCACCCUGUAGCUUUGCAGCGUGCGCCCUGCGGCAUGCCUCGGCAACUGGGGAAGGAAGGAGCUGGACCCAGCCAGUCCUGUUCUUGCCCCAAAAAGUCUUGCAAAAACAUUUAGAGUCCUACUACCACAUUACUUUAAGUAACCAGAAAAGGAAGGAGAUCUCUGCAGAGGACCCCGUGGACAAAGAGCUCCACGUAAGUUACUUGUAGCCUUGUAGUGUAAAAGUUACUCAAAAAUUAUAAGGUAUAGUCAAAAUUUCAACAUUUCUUUGAAAUUUCCCCUAGCAUUUUGGAGCCCCAAGAAAAUUCUCACUAAGUUCAAAACUCAUCCUGAGCUUAACAUUUUUUACUCCCUUUAUUAAAGAUUCAGUAGACGUUUGGACGUGCAGUUACUGCGUCGCAGGGAGCAAAGCCCUCGCUUGCUCCGACCACCAAAAGCACCGCAGCUCUGACAGGGUGACCCCACGCCACCCCAAAACGCAUUUGCCCCCCAGAAAUAGCCAGAGCCAGGCUGCACCCACACGGGCAUUGUGGCCACGCUUCUGCCGAGCGAGAGUCCUCUGAGCCCUAGGAGAUGGACGGAGACCCCGCACGAGGACCGGUGGUGCUGAGGGGUCUUGCCUGCCCGUCUCUGCCCGUUUGGCUGUGCGCCGUGCUGGCGGUUGUCUCUGCCUGUCCCCAGCGUCACCCUGCGGGAGCUGCUUUGCUUCUCCAUCCCCAGCUGUCCCUCUGCGGAGGGGACAGGCCAGUCACCUCAUCUCCCGCUACCUAUAGCGUAACCCCCAGGAUUAGCAGAGAUGCUUGGGAGGGCUCUGUAUCAGCCACCCUCUGCUUGAAGGGCAGGACCCCUCCUAAGGGGUCAGUCUCCAUCACAGGGGCAACUGUCCCUCACUGGGAUCUGCACAGCCUCUCUGGAGCAGGGCACACUUUCACCUUUUCUUUUCCAGAAGAUGCAUCUUCAUAAAGGGUUUAAAUUAGGGGCCAACACUUAAUAAAUAAAUAAAUUUUUAAAAAAAGAGAAAGAAGAGCCAGACUGAAAAUCAAGUGCUCUCAGAAGCUGGGGAAAAAGCAGUUCGGGUCCAACUCCCAAGUUGCAAACUUGAGCCUGUUUCUAAAACUGUCUGAGCCAAAACCUCAUCCAUGUUCUGGAGACAGAUCCAGACUCUGCUGGCUGCAUCUGAGCCCACGGACACAGCCUGUCCCUCCCUGACACGCAGCCUUUUGCUAUUUGGAGCCCUGCACAUGUACAACAGCUGAUACGAACCACAGGAGAGCAAGCGUGGGAUACGAGAGGACACUUGCUGUGUUUACAUGAUCUUGAGGCUGCUCCUAUUCUCCCUAAAGUGAUGUUGCAGUAAGAGACAGAAAUGCAGCGGGGAAAAAAUGAGUUUUGGUACAAGCCCUGAAAUCCUGCUCACAGAAACCCCAACUGUCUGGACACCAGGUCAUGACCACAACACACCCCCUGCCAGCAUUGCCUUCUCGCAGAUGACAGACCCCGAGCCCACGUGUUACGGUCAUUUCUAACCCGAGCGAUCGACCUGUCGAUGACAAGCCGCAGCUCCUGCCGCCGUCACGCCAGGGAAGCAGGAUGGGUGCGAGGGCAAAGCCGCACAGCAUCGUCCAUCACCGGCGCCAUGCCCCGUGCCGUGCCUUACCUGGCAUGCAGCACUCGCUCCAUCCACGCCACCGGCUGUCCUGGCAAGUCCCGACGCCUCUUCUCGGUGUGCAGGUCCCAGCAGAGCUGCGAGUUCAACCUGCAAUGUAACGUCCGUCGUACCAGGCUUAAUUGUGUACUAGCAGCAAACAAUUUCAGUUAAGCAAUAAACAAACCUUGUAAAAAAAAAAAAAAAAAAAAAAAGAAGAAGAAAAAAAAAGACCAUGUUCUAUUUCUUGCACUAAGACCUGUUUUAUUAACAAGAAUAAUGAUGCUUUUCUGGUCCUAACAAAAUAACCCACCGCAUCAGUAGCUUCCCCCUUGCCCAGCAGCGCCUGUCUCUCCACGUCCUUCGCAAGUGGGCAUCGGGCUUUGGUUGUCAAAUGCAGUCUAAACCCUGUGUCAAACCCACAGAACAGACUCCUUCCUUUGCAGUACAGAGUUUUAAAUGUUUGUUCCUCCUGCUCACAUCAGAAAGAAAGUAUUGGAUUGUUUGGUUUUUCUUUAAUUUGUAAAUAUAUCGCCAUCCAUCCAUCCUCUCUGUAAAACCUCCUGGUUGUUCUAAAGUAUUCUAUGUAUUUAUUUGCCUUUUUUUAAAGCAAAAAACAACACCUUUGUGUUAACCCACUUGUUCCAAUGAGAAAUGUAUAGCUGAAGCUGUAAAAUUAACAGUUUACAGCAACAAGAUUUAUGGACUACAAAAAAAAUGUUUAAUAUGAGGACUUAUAAACCGACUGCAUGAGAGAUGAAAGAAGGCCAAAAUAUUCAGAUAUCAUUUUUUUGAAUCACUGUAAAAAAGAAAAGACUGGAUUUUUUUGUAUAGAGAACACUAAACAUAUAAUAAAACAUUGUUCAAAACUCA
Aquila chrysaetos chrysaetos is the source of this 9907-nucleotide messenger RNA. It is a transcript of the gene NFASC, whose product is annotated as neurofascin. Gene Ontology annotation, molecular function: cell-cell adhesion mediator activity. Gene Ontology annotation, biological process: cell-cell adhesion; brain development. Lineage: Eukaryota; Metazoa; Chordata; Aves; Accipitriformes; Accipitridae. The record is from RefSeq and is a predicted model, not a curated record. The transcript has 33 exons. Bases 348 to 4460 code for a protein of 1370 amino acids.